AUGAGUGAACAUCAAGAAUCUGAUGUCCCUUCUGGGGGCAAUAUUGCACUGAUGUGCUCCUCGGUGCAGAAGGCCCUGUUUGAGGAGGAGGACAGGGUGAAGAAGCUGCAGCAGAAGGUGGCGGCGCUGGAGAAACGCAACAGGCAGCUGCGGGAUCGGGUGAAGAAAGUCAAGAGGUCUCUCCGGCAAGCCAGGAAAAACUCCAGGCACAUGGAGCUGGUGAACAGAAAGCUCAGUGAGAAACUCUCCUCUGCAGGAGGCCAAAUCCCCUAUAUUAACUCUCUGAAGCAGGAGAACUCCCACGGCACCUACCUUAAAGUAUAAUGCAAGGAUAAUGCCCAGGCCGAUGGUAGUGGAGUUUUGUCUGCAUUAAGUCAGGGUCUGACUUUGUCCACGCUGUGCUUCAAACCUUGCAUGGAAAAUGAAUCUGAACUUGCUUUAGUUUGAACAGGAAUGCCAGGUGGAUUUGGCACAGCCCAAAGCCAUGUCCCCAAUGUUCUCAGGGGACACAGGGCCAGACUGUUGUCUGUGCCUCUCCUCCCUCACCCACCUCCAUCUCCACCACCAGUUUAAGGUUUUCUUUGAUGGACGUGCCAGCCCAGCCCUCAGGGCCGCUACAGGCAUUUGACAGAGGAGCUCUUCUUGCCAGUUUACCUCCUCCUCAUGGGCUGGGCAAGCAAGGCUGGGGAUCCAGAGAUAGAUGCAGUGGGAAGGCUGAAGGCAGGAAUGCCCUUCGCUCCCUCUGCACCCCCAGGCUCUCAGCCUUGCUUCAGCUUGACUGAAGUCUUCAUCCAGUGCCUGGGCAUAGGCUAUGUCUGAGAUUCAGGCAGUUUGUGCCUCUCUGCAGCAUGAAAUAUAGAUGCACCCAAAUUGUCUUAAGACUAUUCCUAUAUAUCCUUAAAUAUUCUAAAUCAAAUACAAAACAAUUUUUAUUUUUCCAAGAAGUGCCUCAAGGCUCUCAGUGACUCCCUCAGGUGCCUUUGUCAUGGAUCAGCCAACUGGGUUGGAAACCACGUCAUUUUGGGAUUGUGUUUAACAAUCAAUCCUGCAGUGGAUUAGUCCAGGAGUGGUCUUAGCCUAUGAGUGGGUGUUGGAUCUGGCCCAGCAGGCAAUUUCAGAUCCCAUUCUCAAGCAGGUUUAAGUUGCUGUGUGGACAAAGCUUCAAGUUUUGUAGUCACUGUUUGAGGUAUAAUGGAGGUUGCUGGGCAGCCUCAGUUACACUGAAAACCUGCAGAGACCACAUAAAUAUCAA
Ficedula albicollis (Collared flycatcher) is the source of this 1252-nucleotide messenger RNA. RefSeq names its product coiled-coil domain-containing protein 3-like. Gene Ontology annotation, cellular component: extracellular region. The transcript is spliced from 2 exons. The coding region runs from base 1 to 324 and encodes 107 amino acids. NCBI's taxonomy places the organism in Eukaryota, Metazoa, Chordata, Aves, Passeriformes, Muscicapidae. Gene Ontology annotation, biological process: negative regulation of gene expression. The record is from RefSeq and is a predicted model, not a curated record.